Molecule: messenger RNA, 4811 nt
Organism: Acomys russatus (golden spiny mouse)
Lineage: Eukaryota; Metazoa; Chordata; Mammalia; Rodentia; Muridae
Product: chromatin remodeling regulator CECR2
Exons: 19
Coding region: 18-4379 (1453 amino acids)
Biological process (GO): chromatin remodeling
Cellular component (GO): CERF complex
Molecular function (GO): protein binding
Source: RefSeq, a predicted model, not a curated record
GCGAGCGCGGCGGGGAGAUGUGCCCGGAGGAAGGCGGCGCGGCCGGGCUGGGCGAGCUCCGCUCCUGGUGGGAAGUCCCGGCCAUCGCGCACUUCUGCUCGCUCUUUCGCACGGCGUUCCGCCUGCCGGACUUCGAGAUCGAGGAGUUAGAGGCAGCUCUUCACAAAGAUGAUGUGGAGUUUAUCAGUGAUCUGAUUGCCUGCCUGCUUCAGGGCUGCUAUCAGCGAAGGGAUAUCACGCCUCAGACAUUCCACAGCUACCUGGAAGACAUUAUUAACUACCGUUGGGAGCUUGAAGAAGGAAAGCCCAAUCCUCUGAGAGAAGCCAGUUUCCAAGACCUUCCUCUGCGCACUCGUGUAGAGAUCCUGCAUCGCCUCUGUGAUUACCGGCUAGAUGCAGAUGAUGUCUUUGAUCUUCUCAAGGGUCUGGAUGCAGACAGUCUCAGGGUGGAGCCUCUGGGAGAGGACAACUCAGGCGCACUCUACUGGUACUUCUAUGGGACAAGAAUGUACAAAGAAGACCCAGUACAAGGAAGGUCUAAUGGAGAGCUGUCCUGGAGCAGGGAAAGUGAAAGACAAAAAAAUGUCUCAAAUAUUCCUGGAAAAACAGGCAAAAGAAGAGGAAGGCCUCCAAAACGGAAAAAACUACAGGAGGAGAUUAUAUCCAGUGAAAAGCAGGAAGAAAAUUCCUUGGCACCUGACCUACAGACAAGAAAUGGGUCCCGAGGGCCAGGCCAAGGUACUUGGUGGCUCCUGUGUCAAACAGAAGAAGAAUGGAGACAGGUCACUGAGAGUUUCCGAGAGAGGACCUCUCUCCGAGAGCGGCAACUCUACAAGCUGCUCAGCGAGGACUUCCUGCCUGAAAUCUGCAACAUGAUUGCCCAGAAGGGAAAACGUCCACAGCGCACAAAGCCAGAGUUGCAACAUAGGUUUAUGUCUGACCACCUGUCCGUCAAAUCCAUCAAGCUAGAGGAGACUCCCAUGCUCACCAAGAUGGAGAAACAGAAGCGCAAGGAGGAAGAAGAGGAACGGCAGCUACUCCUCGCAGUGCAGAAGAAGGAACAAGAGCAGAUGUUGAAAGAGGAGAGAAAGCGGGAAUUGGAGGAAAAGGUGAAGGCAGUGGAAGAUCGAGCUAAGAGGAGAAAGCUCAGGGAAGAGCGGGCAUGGCUGUUGGCUCAAGGCAAGGAGCUACCCCCAGAACUUUCCCAUUUGGACCUGAAUUCUCCUAUGAGAGAAGGAAAGAAGACCAAGGACCUCUUUGAACUGGAUGACGAUUUCACUGCCAUGUAUAAAGUUCUAGAUGUGGUGAAGGCUCACAAGGACUCGUGGCCUUUCUUGGAACCUGUGGAUGAGUCUUAUGCUCCCAACUAUUACCAGAUUAUUAAGAUCCCCAUGGAUAUUUCAAGCAUGGAGAAGAAAUUAAAUGGGGGUUUAUAUUGUACAAAGGAGGAAUUUGUAAAUGACAUGAAGACCAUGUUCAGAAAUUGUCGGAAAUACAAUGGGGACAGUAGUGAAUAUACCAAGAUGUCUGACAAUUUAGAGCGAUGUUUUCAUCGGGCCAUGACGAAACAUUUUCCUGGUGAAGAUGGAGACACAGAUGAAGAAUUUUGGAUCAGAGAGGAUGAAAAAAGGGAAAAAAGAAGGAAUCGGGCUAGUCGAAGUAGCGGAAGCCAUGUUUGGACUCGCUCUAAAGACUCAGAGGGACCCAGCAGGAAGCAGCCCCCAGUGGAGAAUGGAGGAAAAUCACUGCCCCCUGCUCGCCGAGCUGCCUCCUCAGGCCAUGGUCAGAGUAGCAGCUCUGUACAGCUCCCUCCAGAGGUGGGCACAUCAAAUACCCAAGGCUUUUCCCACACCUUGCACUGUGGUAGGGUGCCUAACCAGGCACCCCCUUUAAACCAGAUGAGGCCCGCAGCACCAGGAACGUUUGGCUCUCUUCAAGGAUCAGAUCCCACCAACUUAUAUGGCUCCUCUCGAGUCCCAGAGGUGCCCCCAGGAGAGCCCUUGCAGCACCCACCCUUUGCUCUACAGGCUCCGGUUGGAAUUAGUAACCACCGAGGACCCCGGCUCAGUGCUCCUGAAGAGAAGAUGUGUGGGGGGCUAACACACCUUUCCAAUAUGGGAUCACAUCCCCCCUCCUUGCAGCUUGGACAGAUGAAUUGUCCUAGUCAAGAUGGGAGCUUGUAUCCACCUGCUCCAUUCCAGGCAGGAUUUAUUCCUUCUAGGCAUGGUGGGACUCCAGCCCGACCCCCAGACUUUCCUGAAAACUCGGAAAUUCCUCCUGGUCACAUUUAUCCUUCAUACAAGUAUCUGAAUCGAGCACACCCUGCAGUCUGGAAUGGGAGCCAUGGUACUGCAGACCCUGGACGGCUGGGGCCAGGACCCUCUCACCACCCUCAGACUCUUGGUCACAUGAUGGAUGGUCGAGUGAUGAGACCACCUAUCCCACCUAACCAGUGGACUAAACAAUCAGGCUUUCUACCUCAUGGAGUUCCUUCCUCGGGGUAUAUGCAGCCGCCCUGUAAGUCUACUGGACAUCGGUUGCAGUCACCUUCAGCUCCAGCACCAAGUCCUCUGUUCGGAGGACCCUCCCAGGCCCUCCGGGGGGUACAAGGAGGGGAAUCCAUGAUGGACAGCCCUGAAAUGAUUGCCAUGCAGCAGCUGUCCUCCCGAGUCUGUCCCCCAGGUGUGCCUUACCACCCCCGCCAGCCUACUCCUCCCCAGUUACCUGGUCCCUUUCCACAGGUAGCUCAUUCAGCAUCAGUAUGUGUGUCAGCCCCCAAGCCUGCGUUGGACAACCCUGGGAGCACACAGGAGAUCAGUGAAACACAAGAGCCUGAGAAUGACCAAGCAGAGCCUUUGCCUGGCCUUGAAGAGAAAACAAGCAUUUGUGCUUCAGAGGGGGUAUACCUCAAGCAGCUACCUCACCCAGCACCUCCCCUGCAAGCCAACUGUACCAAUCAAAGCUCACCACAAGAAAGAAAAACAGAGGACCCAGACCUAAAAAGUGAUGCUUCAGACACUGCAGACACUUACAAAGCAUCAAAGAACAAGAACACCUGGCCUUUGGACAACAGCUACAGCAGCCCAGCUGUGCAAGGCUGUUUGAGAGAUCUCUCCAUCGUGGCAGACAGGGGGACUCUGCCUGAAAAUGGGGUUGUGGGUGAAGCAUCACCUUGUAGAUCAGAGGGGAAGGGCCUUGGUGGCAGUGGUUCAGAAAAGCCACUCUGCCCCAGGGGUAAAACAUUACAGGAAACCAUGCCAUGUACAGGACAGAAUGCAACUACACCUCCUUGCACAGAUCCCAGUUUGAUGGCAGGCACUGCGAACCAGUUUUCUCCAGUCUACAUGCCUGGCCUAGAAUACUCUAAUUCUGCUACACAUUACCAUAUGAGUUCAAGUCUGCAAGGCUUAGGCUCUGUGAUGGGAGGCAAGUCCCCAGGAUCACAGCCUCAGCCCUUCUCUCCCAGGGGUUUCCAGCCUAACAGUCCCCACCCUGGACUCUUUCCCCGGUACCGCCCCCAGCAGAGCAUGAGGUAUUCCUACCAGCCAUCUUCUCAACCCUCCUACCAUCCCUAUCAACGGACUCCUUAUUAUUCAUGUCCACAGGGCUUUUCUGAUUGGCAGCGAUCGCUCCCUUCCCAGAGAAGCCCAAGUGGCCCCCCAGGGAGUCAGCCUCCACGCCACGUCUUCUCGGACAGGAAUGCCUUGCCUCAUCUGCAAGGUUGUGAGACACUAAAUGCUGCCUUAACUUCUUCAACUCAAAUGGAGGCAGUGGCUACUAAAGUUGUUCCAUCUGAUGGACAGAAUUCUGGCCCAGAGGGAGAAGAGAGAGACGAAUCUGGGGAUAGGUCAGAGAGUCCCAAAGAAUUUCUGGAUCUGGACAACCAUAAUGCAGCUACCAAGAGGCAGAGCUCACUGUCAACCAGUGACUAUCUUUAUGGAGCUCCACCACCACCUCUGAGUUCAGGAAUGACUUUUGGCUCACCUGCUUUCCCACCGCAUGGUGUGAUGCUGCAGACAGGGUCUCCAUACACUCCUCAGCGUCCUGCCAGUCAUUUUCAACCCAGGGCAUACCCAUCCCCUGUAGCUGCCCAUCCACCUCCCCAUCCGGUGGCCACCCAGCCCAAUGGCCUCUCCCCAGAUGGCCCUCUCUACCGCCGCCAGGAAGAGGGCUUUGGUCACUUCCCGGCUGCAGUGAUGGAGCAGGCUGGCACUGGAAGCGGAAUAAGAGGCUCUUUUGAGGAAGUGCACAGACCAUCAGGAAUGCACAUUCAUCCAAUCCCAUCACAGUCCUUAUUCCCAAAGACCCCGGCAUCUGCAGCAUCGCCGGAACAGUUGCCACCACAUAAGCCUCCAACACUUCCUCUGGAUCAGAGCUAGUCCAAGGAGGAAAUAAGCCCCAAGGAAAUGGACAGCUGCACGUGAAGACAGGCAGGCAGGCAGGCCUUGAGGAAUUUGCAGGAAUGCUGUUGUACAUGGCUGUUCUGUCAUCCUGUUCCACCUCUUCGCUGUGAAUCAAGCCAUCCUCAGCUGAACUGACAGGGCCUGUGGCUGGGAUCACAUACUUAAAAAGAGCAAGUGUACCUGGAGUUCUUGCCAGCUUCUCCAAACCCCAAGACUCUUGUUCAGGGGGGAAUCGCUCUAAACUUGGGUGGAGGGUAUGUGUGAGGCUGGAAUGGUGCUUUUAACGGUUCAUGAGCAGCUAAUCUCAGGUAUCUAUUUGGGGAGGGACUACUUGUAGUAUUAAUGUUUUUGGAGCUGGGUCCAGUUUACAGAGGUUUCAUGUUGCCUUUUUCCCUUUACAUUGUGGCG